GAUGAUCCAAAAACUACAUAUGAAUUGUCAUUAAAACUCAUCAGAUCCAAAAAUCAUGGAUCUUCUUCAGAAUCGGAUCUAUCAAAUCUGAACACAAUGUUUUUAUCUGCCCUAAAAAAUUGGACUGUGCUAGAGCCUUCAGCAGAGAAAUGUUUAGAGUCUCUGAUGAAGACAAAUGAUGAUGAUUUAAAAAUUGUAAGACCCAAGGGAACAUAUGGAGCUAUUCUUAGACUCCAAGAAAUGUUGGUAAAUAUUAGGGAUCCAAUUAACUUAGAAGCUGAUGAUGAUCUAUUUUGUGACAAAGAGACUCCAUCACUUGUUCUUGAAGAUCAUCUGGACCCAAAUAUUAUGUUUAUUUUUGACUUGAUUCGAU
This is a messenger RNA of Entrophospora candida, 373 nucleotides long. The record is from the annotation of a GenBank genome assembly. Lineage: Eukaryota; Fungi; Glomeromycota; Glomeromycetes; Entrophosporales; Entrophosporaceae.